Molecule: messenger RNA, 408 nt
Organism: Durusdinium trenchii
Lineage: Eukaryota; Dinophyceae; Suessiales; Symbiodiniaceae
Source: the annotation of a GenBank genome assembly
AUGGCUUGUGACAAGUCAGCAAAAUGCUACCCUGGACAUGUGGUCCAAAUACAGACAAGCGUCCUGUGUCGUGUGAUCCUGUAUACCAAGAAUGAUGCAUCUGCAAAAAAAUACACGUUGGCCGGGCUGCAGACUGCAGAUCCUCCAGAAGAUGGCCCUGAUCCGAGAAUGCAGAAGAUCUCCGGUGCUGGAAGAGCUAGGAACUUCUGGCAGAUGAAGAUACCUUUCACCUGCGGAAGAUACUUUUCUAAUUACAGCUCUUCACCUGCGCUUUCCUGGUGUCCCAUGUUGGACACUGUCCAAUUUCAGAUUAAGCAAUCAUACCCAGCCAGUAGAGUUCCUUGUUUUCCACGCCUCUCUGCUAGGUGCGAUUUCUCAAAAGCCUCAACAGGUGUCGCAGAUGAGUAG